UUGUGUCAGUUGAUUCGUGUCCCAGUGAAAUGCAGUCGUAUUUUGCGUGGAUUCCUUUCUUCACCUUGUUCCUUGUCCACCAGGGUUUUUCCAGGUUGCUGGAGAACAAUUGUGGAUCUGCAGUUGGAGUUAGAAUUAUCGGUGGCAUCGAUGCAUCAGAAGAAGCUGCUGUCCAUAUGGCAGCGAUAUAUAAUAAAACACAAUUUCUUUGUGGUGGCACACUGAUUCAUAGGCACUAUGUUUUGACUGCGGCUCAUUGUUUGGAUCAUAAAGGCGAGCUUGUGGUUAAGUUGGGAGCACACAAAAAAAGUGAACCUUUGGUCGAGUACGCUGUUAGUGAUCUCAUAAAGCACCCAGGUUUUGACAAAUGGAGUUACCUGAAUGAUAUAGGCCUGCUUAAACUUUCAGCCAGUGUCAUCUACAAUCCCAGAAUUCAACCAAUCUGCAUUUAUUUAAAUAAGCUUUUUAAGAGUCAAGUAGAUGUCAUCCCCAAGUUUCAAGCCUUUGGCUGGGGUGUAACACGAAACCGAACUGAAAGCGAUAUUCUUCAAACUAUCACUCUUAACCGACUUGAUCCGAACCAGUGCAGAAAUCAAUUGCAUGAAACUCCGAGACCAACUCAGAUCUGCGCUGGUGUCCCAAAUGGAGACACCUGUCGUGGCGAUUCUGGCGGUCCAUUAACCCAAAAAGAUAAAAACAAUAUAACAUAUCAGUUCGGGAUCGUAAGCUACGGAAAGGAAGAUUGCGAUUCAUUAGGAGUGUAUACCGAUGUGACUAGCUAUGUGGAUUGGAUAGAGCAAACAAUUAAUAACUCUUCUGCUGAACACCAAAACCCCUCCACAAAAGUUCGCCCAGAGCAGCCUCGGAAUUUCAAUUCUCUUGUAACUUCGAAUAUUCCCGAAUUGAUGAACGACUACUGCGCUCAAGACUCAAUGAAAUCGAUCAUACGGCCAACCAUUUAUGGACCAGAUUUUAAGGCGCUUGGCGUGUUGAUCCAUGACCAAUUUGUCAUCACAGUUGCCACAGACAUGCCGGAAAACGCCGAUUCUUUAGAAGUGUCAGUCAUGGAAGCAACGAACUAUGAGGAAUAUAAAGUUUCAUUGGUGUUUAAGCACCCACUGUAUGAUUUAGCCCUGCUUAAGCUGAUGCAAUCAGUGGCCAGACAUGAACGGAUGAAACCCAUCUGUAUGCUUGCGAAAGAUGAAUACCAAGGAAUGGCCCAAAGAACUCCUCCUUUUGCCAUAUUUGACAACGAGCAAAAUAAAGAGUUAGUCGUUUAUCCUUCGGAUCCAAAAUUAUGCAAGCACUUUACCGGACUUGAGCUCAAUGAAUAUCAGAUUUGUGUGAAAACUCCCAUCGAAAUGAAUCAGAACCAGGAAAAAAUUGGAGACAUAUUGGUGACGCACAUGAAUUUUUAUGGUAGAAAAUGGAUCGUUUUGCUAGGUAUUGUCAGUUAUUCAUCAGAUGGCGCGAACGUUUUCACAAACGUAAUAGGACAUACAAAGUGGAUCUGGGAUAACGUGUACAAAAAUCAAAACUAAUGACCAACUUGUAAAUGUUUAUAUUAAUUAGUUUAAUUAGUUAGGCAUUUCCUUAGCUAAAAUUCAGUCGAUUACAAAGAGUAUGCGUUAUGAAAAAAAAAUAAAAUUAUAUUUUGAUCAGUCUA
This is a messenger RNA of Drosophila elegans, 1666 nucleotides long. Its product is annotated as serine protease 30-like. Lineage: Eukaryota; Metazoa; Arthropoda; Insecta; Diptera; Drosophilidae. Gene Ontology annotation, molecular function: serine-type endopeptidase activity. Gene Ontology annotation, biological process: proteolysis. The coding region runs from base 30 to 1541 and encodes 503 amino acids. The transcript has 7 exons. The record is from RefSeq and is a predicted model, not a curated record.